This is a messenger RNA of Eubalaena glacialis (North Atlantic right whale), 639 nucleotides long. Its product is annotated as transcription initiation factor TFIID subunit 9B-like. Gene Ontology annotation, cellular component: transcription factor TFIID complex. Gene Ontology annotation, molecular function: RNA polymerase II general transcription initiation factor activity; protein heterodimerization activity. Gene Ontology annotation, biological process: DNA-templated transcription initiation. Lineage: Eukaryota; Metazoa; Chordata; Mammalia; Artiodactyla; Balaenidae. The transcript has a single exon. The record is from RefSeq and is a predicted model, not a curated record. The coding region runs from base 1 to 639 and encodes 212 amino acids.
AUGCAGUCGGGCAAGAUGGCGCCUCCCAAGAACGCUCCGAGAGAUGCCUCGGCGACGGCACAGACCCUGAAGGAUAUGGGAAUUAUGGAGUACGAACAAAGGGUUAAAAAUCAAAUGUUGGAAUUUGCUUUCCGAUAUAUGACUUCAGUUCUGCAUGAUGCAAAAAUUUAUUCAAGCCAUGCUAUGAAACCUAAUGUUAACGCAGAUGAUGUGAGACUGGCAAUCCAGUGUCGGGCUGACCAAUCUUUUACCUCUCCCCCCACUAGAGAUUUUUUACUGGAUAUUGCAAGGCAGAAAAAUCAAACCCCUUUACCACUGAUUAAGCCAUAUGCAGGACCCAGACUGCCACCUGACAGAUACUGCUUAACAGCUCCAAACUAUAGGCUAAAGUCCUUAAUUAAAAAGGGACCUAACCAAGGAAGACUGGUUCCACGGUUAAGUGUUGGUGCUGUUAGUAGCAGACCUACCACUCCUACUAUCGUUCCUGCAACAACUGCAGUUCAAAAUGUUCUGCUUAUUCCUUCAAUGAUUGGGCCCCAAAAUAUUCUUAUUACCACCAACAUGGUUUUAUCACAGAACACGGCCAAUGAACCAAACCCAUUGAAGAGAAAACACAAAGAUGAUGAUGAUGCUAUGUAA